AACGAACGUCAAAGUCAUGCAAUUUUAAUUCUGUACGUUAUCGUUAGUUAAAAGUAUAACAUCAACAUUAUGGUUCUAACGAAAGGCAACGUAUUUGCUCUCGGCAAUAUUUUCAUCUUAUCGGUAAUUUCCCUCUCGUAUUGUGACAGAUGCCCAAAUUCGUGGGAUCCAUUCCAAAUGAGUUGUUAUAAAGUGUUUGCACAGACAGUAAAUUGGACUGAUGCGCUGUCAAACUGUGAAUCGGAGGGAGCAAGUUUGUUGGCGAUAUCAUCAGAAGAAGAAAGAAACUUUGUUCGUGAUCUCCGCUACCAAAAAUACGGUUAUUGUAUGAAUACUUGGAUUGGUUUCAAUGACAGAGAGAAUCAAGGUGUGUGGAAAUGGACGACUAACAGUGCGACACAGUACACAGAUUGGUUACCAGGUCAACCAAAUGAUGUAUCUGAACAUUGUGCUGUAAUCAUAUGGAGCAGGAUCGACAAGAAUUGGCAAGAUUAUCCUUGCAGUCACUACUUCAAUUUAUAUGUUUGUGAAAUAGAACAACAUUCGUCUCUUGCAAGAAAAGUGUCUGGUAAAGCAGGACAGGCAGCUUGCUUAGUUCCCUACGUCUUAGCCGAUUUCACCCUGGAUAGUAAAGCGACAAGAAGUUUAGCUCACUGUUUUCAAUUCUGCAUCUCGAUUGACCAGUGCAAGGCGUUCCAAAUUCAGCAAAUGCCAAACAAGAUAAUGUGUAACGCGUUAAGUGACGAAGGGGCACCGACGCAGUAUGAACACGAGCCACUUGAUUGCAGUCUUUUUUUGAUCAAACGAUAAUUCAGUUUUUACUCACUAUUGUUUAAAUCAUAUGCAUACAUAGGACAAAUAUAUUCAUAUGUAUACAUAUGAAAUGGACGAAAUGUUAAAAUAAUUAAAUAAUUAAUUAAA
This is a messenger RNA of Anneissia japonica, 921 nucleotides long. RefSeq names its product perlucin-like protein. The transcript has 4 exons. Gene Ontology annotation, molecular function: signaling receptor activity. The record is from RefSeq and is a predicted model, not a curated record. Bases 70 to 810 code for a protein of 246 amino acids. Lineage: Eukaryota; Metazoa; Echinodermata; Crinoidea; Comatulida; Comatulidae.